ACAAAAGUCUCACGCAGUGUCAAUAUGGAGAACUUGCAAAACGGAUAUUUGUUUCCAGAGAUAUUCAUGCGCGAGUUUCUGCAUACUCAGAAGUACCCAAAUGCAAGAGUAAUAAGACUUGGUAUAGGUAAUACUACAGAACCUAUACCAGACAUCAUCACAUCUGCUAUGGCUGAGCAUGCGCAUGCUCUUGCAACAGUUGAAGGUUACAGUGGGUACGGAGCUGAGCAAGGCCACAGGGAAUUGAGAAUGUCAAUUGCAGAAAGAUUCUACAAGAAUAUGGGCAUAGGAGGCAAUGAGGUGUUUGUAUCAGAUGGUGCACAGUGUGACAUUUCUCGCCUUCAGAUGCUUUUAGGUUCCAAUGUGACAGUAGCUGUGCAAGACCCUUCUUUCCCGGCAUACAUAGAUUCUAGUGUCAUUGCUGGUCGAGCUGGCAACUUUCAACAGGAAACCGGGAAGUAUAAGAACAUUGUCUACCUCAAUUGCACACCUGAGAAUAAUUUUUUCCCCGACUUAUCAACUGCUUCAAGGGCAGAUCUCAUAUUUUUCUGUUCUCCAAACAAUCCAACUGGAAAUGCUGCAUCAUUGCAUCAACUAAAGCAACUGGUGGAGUUUGCAAAAGCAAAUGGAUCAAUCAUAGUUUAUGACUCCUCAUAUGCUGCUUAUAUAUCAGAUGGAAGCCCAAGAUCAAUUUACGAAAUUCCUGGUGCCAGAGAGGUUGCUAUUGAAAUAUCAUCCUUCUCCAAAUUUGCGGGGUUCACAGGAGUCCGACUUGGUUGGACCGUUGUCCCUGAAGAGUUGUCGUAUGCAAAUGGAUUUCCGGUCAUAAAAGAUUAUAACCGGAUAGUAUGCACCUGCUUCAAUGGUGCAUCAAAUAUAGCUCAGGCUGGAGGGCUAGCAUGCCUUUCUGCAGAGGGACACCAGGCUAUAACGAGGGUGAUUGACUACUACAAGGAGAAUGCAGAAAUCAUUGUUGACACAUUCAGAUCACUUGGAUUGAAGGUGUAUGGAGGCAAAAAUGCACCUUACAUAUGGGUGCAUUUUCCGGGGCUGAGUUCAUGGGAUGUUUUCAAUGAAAUUCUUGAGAAGACAGACAUAGUGACCAUACCCGGAAAGGGAUUUGGUCCUGCAGGUGAAGGGUAUAUUAGAGUUGGUGCUUUUGGCCACAGAGAGACUAUAUUGGAAGCUUCAGCAAGGCUAAAGAAUCUUUUUUAACUCAAAAGUUUUUUUACAAUUAACUGA
Messenger RNA from Fragaria vesca subsp. vesca, 1242 nucleotides. RefSeq names its product aminotransferase ALD1-like. Bases 25 to 1215 code for a protein of 396 amino acids. Gene Ontology annotation, molecular function: pyridoxal phosphate binding; L-lysine:pyruvate alpha-transaminase activity. Gene Ontology annotation, biological process: L-pipecolic acid biosynthetic process; systemic acquired resistance, salicylic acid mediated signaling pathway. NCBI's taxonomy places the organism in Eukaryota, Viridiplantae, Streptophyta, Magnoliopsida, Rosales, Rosaceae. Gene Ontology annotation, cellular component: chloroplast. The transcript has 8 exons. The record is from RefSeq and is a predicted model, not a curated record.